CUCAACGGUCAUCUCUCGAUCGCUCGCUUCUCUGAUUGUCGGUAAAGAAAGGGCAGAAAGGCCGUAGCACUGACGGGAUGGCUGGUGUUCGAAGUAUUCUCCUCUUCUCCUCUCUCCCUCUACUGCUGGGCCAGCUCCUCUGUGGCCGCGGGGCGCGGGCAGUGGUAAUACCGGUCGACGCAGCUGCGGGGAAUGACUCUCUGUGUGUUGCCGCACAGGAUCUGAACGACUCCACCACUGAAUACCCUGCAGGUCUCCAGUGGAAAUAUCUACAGCAAACUACGUAUAUCUCUCCGUGUCAGUCGCUCCAAGCAGCACUCGGUAACCAACCGUGCAGCCGAGGCUGUUACCUUGACAACACUAAAAGGCUCCCUCCGAACCUUGACCUCCAGUUGUCUCCCGGUGUCUAUCGCCUCACCGCCUGUCUCGGUAUCUUGCAGGCCAGCAACCUCACGAUUCGUUCCCGUGGCGACGCUCCUGGCGACGUCAUCAUAGAAUGUGCGACGGUCCCCAACAACGAUUACUAUGACAACCUGUACGUGUGCGGGUCGGAGAGGGUGCGGUUUCAAGGGUUGGUAUUCAGGAAGUGUGGGCCGUUCUCUCCCAACGUCUUCCUCAACCAUUCAUCUGGAUUGGUGUUUGACAACUGUACCUUCAGAGACAACAUAGGUUCCAGUCUCCAGGGACAGUUCUGCAACGACGUCACACUCACAAACACUCACUUCAUUAACAACGACAACCAGCAGGUCGCCGAGCCAGACGUAAACGAAACCUCAAUCGAAGAGCUCUAUGACAGCAUCACAACUGGCGGUGGUUUCACUUUCUUCACUCGAGGCCAACCAGCCACCAUCCGAAUCGAAAAAUGCUCCUUCGUCGAGAAUUCGGCAAAUCGAAACGACCCAAACAAUACUCGACCUGUCCUACUGAAGGCCAACGGACAUGGGGGAGCUGUCCUGAUUCGACUAGCCAACGCCGAUGGAUCGGAAAUUACCAUCGCUGACUCGGAGUUUGUCAAUAACAAAGCGCAGGUGGAUGGUGGAGCUAUUUACAUGACACUAUCUGAGAGCGUUUCGGGAAGUUCCAUCUUCAUCGAGAGAAGCAAUUUCACAGGGAACACCGUUGAGGAGGCGUCUGGUGGUGCCGUUAGCAUCAACUCCUUCCAGAUUUCAUUCAAUAACACAAUAAUCGUCAGAAACUGCAGUUUCCUGGGAAACUCUGGAAAUGCCGGUGGAGCGUUCAGCAUAGCUCUCUACGACAGCGACAUCAACAGCUCUCGGAGCCCAGACGGAGUCAAUUUCACCGAGUGCGAUUUCGUCAACAACAUGGCAAAGAACGAAGGGACAGCCGUCGGGCUGUUUUCCCUGGUUCAUGUUGAUCAGGUCGGCUUCCCCGUCGGAUUUGAGAACUGUCUUUUCAUGAACAAUACGUCAGAGGGAGUCACCCAAGACACCAGUGCCAUCGCCGCAUUCCGAUUCCCAAUCACAUUCCAGGGGACCAACCGUUUCCUUGGCAACCUGGGGGGCGGGGUCACGCUGCUCAACACGCAGAUGAGGGCCUCGGGAGUUUUAGAGUUCGACAGUAACACGGCAGUGUUUGGUGGGGGUAUCGCCAUGGACGACCGUUGCCUGCUAGAACUAUCUCCAGGGACUAACAUAUCGUUCACCAACAAUGUAGCAAGGGAGUCUGGAGGAGGGAUUUACGUCGAAUUUCCACCAAUCAGAUUCGUUGUAGACAUUUUCAAUCGCCUGUGCUUUCUCCAGUAUCGAGAUCCGUCGGGACGAGAUAUCCCUCCACAGGACUGGGAGGACGUGGCGAUCUCGUUCAUCAACAACACAGCCAGACUCAGUGGAGCCGCCAUCUACGCCUCAGACAUGCAGCAAUGCAGCUGGCUGGGCAACUUCACCACCGACACUUCCCUCAUCUUCACUCUUCCUACUGAACUGGCCGACCGCUCACCCUUUCUGUACAAGAACAAUAGUCUAUUUUCUGCGAGUAAUCUGGUAAACAACACUAACCUAGCAACUGCUCCCUCCACUAUUGAAAUCGAUGUUGAUUACACGACGGUGCAACCAGGAGAAUCGCUGGCCAUUGGUCUACUAGCCAGAGAUCAAGUUAACAACGCUCGCGAGGCAGUGUGGUCGCUGGAGGCUCCAAAUCAGGACGUGAAUCUUGAUGCUCUUUCUGCUAACAGAGACACUUAUGUUUAUGCAGUGAGUUCUCUACAUUAUAGUGCUCCUCUAUCUCAACAGUGUCCGAGUUCAUUUGAUCGUUUGAACAAAUUUGCACCAUGAAAAUUUUGUGCUACACUGCAGCCUAAAUGUUGUUUUAUCGUUUGCUUCUUCUACUGUCCCAGGUGCCCUGUGCCCCCUGUCUGAACCACACCGAUGUCACUGAAUGCAGCUGUUCAGACGGGCCGCCGGCACAAGACGGAGAAGGAGGAGGAGGAGGGGAGGAUGGAGAGUUUAGUGAUGAUUUCACCUCUCUGAUACGACUAAAUUUCUCUCUACUCAGAACUCUGGGAGAGAUUGAAUCUCAGAAUCUAAAGGUCGAAGGUUGUCACCCUGGUUACGUCUACAACAGCAACACGGGUAACUGCGAUUGCGAUACCGACAAUAAUGACCUCCUCCGUUGCGACGACAACAAUCGCUACGUGUAUCUCCGGGAGGGUAUUUGGGGAGGAGUAGGAGAGAGAAGGAACCUCAUUACAGAGAGUGUCCAGCCAGGAUACGUGAGCUGCAGGCCUCAGGGACGACUCCCUGGAUGCCUGUUUGAGUUUGAUAAACCAGACACCCAGUGUCGCACCGAGAGAAGAGGUGUGUGUGUGUGAGGGAGAGAGGGGGGAGGGGGUGAUUACUGCAUUGUCCAGCUAGUUCAGCUAUAGUCAGGUGUUUUGGUUGGCCUGUUCUGUUUCUCACUUGUUUGCUAAAAGUACGAAAAGGUUCAUCCUGUUUUUUCUACGUGUUCUCCAGCUGUGUUGAACUGUAGUCAAGGUAUUCAGGGUGGUUGGUUGGUCUGUCCUUCCCCCCACUUACUUGUUAAAAGUACAAACAAUUUAGGCCACCCUAUUCCUUCACUGCACUCUCCAGCUAUAGUCAAGGUAUUCAGGAUGGUUUGUUGGUCUGUCAUUCCCCCCACUUGCUUGCUAAAAGUACAAGUUUAGGCCACCCUAUUACUUCCACUGCACUCUCCAGUUAUAGUCAAG
Messenger RNA from Geodia barretti, 3202 nucleotides. Lineage: Eukaryota; Metazoa; Porifera; Demospongiae; Tetractinellida; Geodiidae. The record is from the annotation of a GenBank genome assembly.